This is a messenger RNA of Penaeus vannamei (Pacific white shrimp), 1771 nucleotides long. The record is from RefSeq and is a predicted model, not a curated record. Lineage: Eukaryota; Metazoa; Arthropoda; Malacostraca; Decapoda; Penaeidae.
GUGUGUUCAUGGCGGGUGAGGAGUGACCGCGGGCCGAGGAUGCUGGGCGGCCUGCUGGCGGCUGCCGUCUUGGCCCUGGCGGGGCUCGCCUGCGCCCACCCUGACGGCGACGCGCUGGACGUGGGCGUGGGCGUGAGCAAACGAGACCUUGAGUUCAACCAGUACGUGCCCGGCUACCGGCUGCGGGGCGAGCCGUCGUGCGAGGAGCUGCGCGCCAUGUGGCGGCUGAGCAAGAGAGAGGCCCGGCGCGCCACCUCCACCAACCAGCUCCCGAGGGCCCGCCCCUACACCUACGGCAGACUAAUAGCGUUCGCCCCCGACCCCAACGCCGGCCCCUCCGCGCCCGUCUACGGCCGCAUCUGGAAGGGGCGGUACCCCCCCUUCGGCAAGUCCUCCUCGUCCCAGGUGCCCGCCAAGGGCUCCUUCGAGAAGCUGAAGAUCAUGCUGAUGGACUCCGGCGGCAGCCCCCGGGGCCAGUUCGACACGCUGCGCAGCAUGAUGGCCAUGGAGCGGGGCCCCGGCGUGUCGUCCAAGGGCCGCCUCAAGGAGCUGAUCGGCCUCUCGGCCAGCGAGCGCCGCGAGCAGCGCCCCGUGGCCCUCGCCCUCCGCGCCGUCGAGGAGUCCUACAAGCCCAGCGUCAUGUCUCGCCGGGAGCCGCCGCCGCCGCCGCCGCCCGUCGACAUGUCUCCGCGGACCAUGCGCGGCUCCACGCACUUCUCGCAGCAGGGCUUCGUCGGGCCGCUGCUGCCGGGAGACUCGAGAGUGGGCGGCGGCGCCCCCUGGCAGCCGCCCGCGCCCAACCCCAGCCUGAGAGCUUGUACUGACGUCACGGGAUCCUACUGCCGAGUGAAUUCCGACUGUGCUUGUGAGGGCCUCUACCGGUGUAACAAAGGCAGAUGUAAAGCGACUUCAGCCGUGAAGGACAACCUCGGCUGGUGGUCCCCGGAGCCUCUCGCCUCGCAGGACCUGGGCAUUCACAAGUGGGCGCGAACGGUACCCCGCCCGGCUGCCAUCAACGAGGAGGACCUAGGGCGCCGCGGGUGGACGCGUCGGCAGCCGUGAGGGGCGUGGGCGUCCCCACCACGCCCGUAGCCACAUUCGUUCGCCGCUCGGAGGGGGGGGAAGAGAGAUAUAUAUUAUUCAAGGGAGGAGAACGGAGCUACAAGGAACUUCGUCGUAGCGUAGGAAUAAUGGAAGGAGAACAAGAUAUGAAACAAAGACGAAUAUAAAAAAAAAAAAAAUGAAAAUUAAAAAAAAAAAUGCUUAAAAAAUAGGAUUAAAAAUGAUCUUUUCAAAAAAAAUAAUGAUAAUAAUGAUACAAAAGAAUAAUGAUAUUGAUGAUGAUGAUGAUGAUGAUGAUGUCCCUAGGAAUAUUUCCUGAUUCAACUUACCUCUGCCGGAAUAAUGCGUUGUUUCCCGUUCUUGUUUGUCAUAUGCAGUUCUCACGUUUUUAUUUUAUUCUCUCUCUUAUCUCUCUCUCUCUCUCUCUCUCUUCUCUCUCUCUCUCUCUCUCUCUCUCUCUCUCUCUCUCUCUCUCUCUCUCCUCUCUCUCUCUCUCUCUCUCUCUCUCUCUCUCUCUCUCUCUCUCUCUCUUUCUCCUCUUCUCUCUCUUCUAUCUACUCAUUUUUAUUCUGGAAACCUCAAAAUAGGCAAGGUAGUUUUUUGACUACAUCAACGGCUGAUUCUUAAGUGUUUGUUAUACAAGGGGCAAAGAAUAUGUCUGUUCCGUGUUAUGUACAAGCGCCAUGUUUCGCUGAAGAGAUAAAAAAAA